AUGUCACCACCACUCCCGAACGACGUUAUCCAAUACGUGUUAGCUAAUCUUCCUAUCAAACAGAUUUAUUUAUUACGAGGUGUAAACCGAGAUUGGUAUUCUAUACAUGAACAUGCCAUUAAACAACGACUUUCUUUUCCGGAUUCUAAAGUCUUGGUUAGACUUGGUCCUUCUUCAAAAGCUAAAGAUCCCAAGUUUUCCAUUGCACUUGAAUGUGUCGCUUUCGAUCCAGAAACUAGAAUUUUUACCUUCAAACCUAUAGCUAAUUCAAAACCAAUUUAUUGUAAUCCACGUCACCUCCGUCAAGUUAAAAUUUUAUACAGUGAAUGGAUAGGUGUUGAUGCAAAAAGACAUAACGGUAUAGAUUCUAUUCCAGAAGUUAUGCAUCCCGAUGAAAUUCGUAAAUAUGCGAAUGUUACAUUUCAUCGAGAUUACGUUGAAGCUGUUCAAAAAUAUUAUUAUUUAAAUGAAGUUCCCGGCACUGGUGAUGAAAUUCCUACUUUUCUAGGAGAUUAUGACAUGAUUUUAAAAUGUCAUCUUAAAGAUUCUGUCGUUUUAUCCGAAGAAGACAUCCCUGAUAUAGAAUAUUUCGAUCACCCCUCUCAUAUUUCUUCUUUUAAUGUUGAUUUUUUACAAGUUCAUACUUCUUGGCUUAUUAGUGGAACUACUGCCAAAAUCCUUCCAUCUAAUUUUCAUUCUAAAAUUUAUCAUUCUCGUUAUUCUCUUCUUAAUCACAUUACUUUACAAAAAGAUAUUCAAAAAUAUAACCUUUAUUCUCCAAAAGUCAUCAGAUGGAUACUCUCUGACUACAUGGUAGAUGAUCAACAGACUGUUCAACUCUGUCAACAUCUUAAUAAAACAAAAGGCGAUUUUACAAUUCUUGAUAAAUUUCAAUGGGAAUUGGAAAAAAAAAAUCUAAAUCAACAAAUUAUGUGGAAAUAUUCUUUUGUAGCGAGAUUUUUUUGUGACCCUGAUAAUUCUCCUGAAAAUUUUAAUCAAACUUUGGAUAGACUUGUUCGUUCUGAAGAUGAUGAAAAAGCAAAAGGACAAUCUCAGAUUCACAAAUCAACCAGUUUUUGGCAAAAUAUUCGAAUUCCCUAG
Cetraspora pellucida is the source of this 1101-nucleotide messenger RNA. The record is from the annotation of a GenBank genome assembly. Lineage: Eukaryota; Fungi; Glomeromycota; Glomeromycetes; Diversisporales; Gigasporaceae.